AUGCUUUGCAAAAUUGAGGAAAUUAAGGACUUUAUGCUCACAGCCAGGCAAAAGGACGCUGGAUCCGUCAAGAUCAAGAAAAAUAAGGAUAACGGGAUGUUUUGAGUUUGAUAUAGCAGAUACAUUUAAGCCUUGGUCAUCACCAAGGGAAAGGCAGGGAAACUGAGGCGAUUCCCCCCAAAUUUGGCAGUGGAGGAACCAAAAUGA
This is a messenger RNA of Sciurus carolinensis (gray squirrel), 207 nucleotides long. RefSeq names its product 60S ribosomal protein L38-like. The record is from RefSeq and is a predicted model, not a curated record. Lineage: Eukaryota; Metazoa; Chordata; Mammalia; Rodentia; Sciuridae. Gene Ontology annotation, molecular function: structural constituent of ribosome. Gene Ontology annotation, biological process: translation; protein-RNA complex assembly. Gene Ontology annotation, cellular component: ribosome; cytosolic large ribosomal subunit. The transcript has a single exon.